AUGAGCAACAUCUACGGCAUUCGGCCCUUGACCGGCAAAGUCGCCUUCGUUACCGGUGCAAACGGCAUCAGUGGCAGCGCCAUUGUCGACUAUCUGGUUAAGCAGCCAGCCAAUGAGUGGAUGGAGAUCAUCAUCACGUCGAGAAGCCCUAUCAAAACCGUCUACACCGACCCAAGGGUGCGAUUUGUUGCCAUCGACUUCCUUGGGCCGGCCGAAGCUAUCGUCGAGAAGCUCAAGGAGCUCUGCAAGGACGUGACCCAUGCUUUUUAUACCUCGUACAUCCACAACAAUGACUUUUCGCAACUGUACAAGAAGAAUGGCCCCCUUUUCCGUACCUUUAUCGAAGCGGUGGAUUUUGCAUGUCCCAAAAUGCAGCGUGUAGUGCUACAAACUGGAGGCAAGGUGAGCAGGACAUGCCGGAUCUCUCCGGUCUCAGGACAUAUGAUAAGUCUAACUGCUGGCAGCAUUAUGGGUUCCAAUUCAGGGACAUUACAACCCCCAUGUUGGAGGAUAUUCCUCGCUACGGAGGCCCAGAAAACAUCUUCUACUACGAGCAGGAAGAUGACCUUUUUGCUGUUCAAAGACGCCGCAACACCUGGAGCUACAACAUCAUCCGCCCUAUGGCCAUCAUCGGCUACAGUUGUCAAUCAUCCUAAUCUCUCCCUCAUCUCGGCAGACCUCGGAAUCAACGAAACUCUCCCACUAGCCCAAUACUUUCUGAUCUGCCGAGAGCUUGGUGACGCCCCGCGCUGGCCCGGUAAUUUACAGAGCUACCACCGCGUCGAGAAGCAGUCGUCCGCCCCGGGAAUUGCCAACCUUACUGUCUGGGCUGCCACCCAGCCCCACUGCAAGAACGAGGUCUUUAACCAUGAUGACGGGGAUGUGAUCGUCUGGAAGUUCCUUUGGCAUUUGCUAGCCAGGUACUUCCAGGUCCCGAUGGACAAGUUCGAGGCCCCUACCGAGACAACACAACCAUUUGAUCUGGCCGAGUGGGCUCAAGACAAGAAGCCUGUCUGGGAGCGCAUUGUCACCAAGUAUGGCGGCGAUCCAGAGGCGUUCCAGCUGGACGCCUUCAGGCUGAUGAACUGGUAUAUCACACCCGCGCCGAAUAUGGUUCCCUUUAUCAGUACGGUUGUCAAAGCACGUCAGUUCGGCUGGAACCACGGCGAUGAUACCUACCAGUCGUGGCUUAACACCAUGCGUGCUUACGAGAAUGCUGGUGUGCUGCCGAUUCUCCCAUAA
Molecule: messenger RNA, 1242 nt
Organism: Aspergillus welwitschiae
Lineage: Eukaryota; Fungi; Ascomycota; Eurotiomycetes; Eurotiales; Aspergillaceae
Product: SDR family oxidoreductase
Exons: 3
Coding region: 1-1242 (413 amino acids)
Source: RefSeq, a predicted model, not a curated record